AUGCGCUACUAUGUUGUGGAUUCGGAGGAUCCAAAUGGUGAUGUUGGAGAUGUACGCAUAGCAGCUACUGAAAAUUCUAAAUUUUCUUGUGAAACAGUACUGUUAGCUCAGAAGAUUUUUUUAUUGGACGAACAAAUCCAGCCUUCCACAGAGCCAGAAGAAAAGAAGAAACGAACUGUGGAACUUUCCGGCGAUGGAGCACAGCAUCGGUAA
Messenger RNA from Gongylonema pulchrum, 213 nucleotides. Lineage: Eukaryota; Metazoa; Nematoda; Chromadorea; Rhabditida; Gongylonematidae. The record is from the annotation of a GenBank genome assembly.